Haliotis rubra (blacklip abalone) is the source of this 1144-nucleotide messenger RNA. RefSeq lists its product as uncharacterized. The record is from RefSeq and is a predicted model, not a curated record. Lineage: Eukaryota; Metazoa; Mollusca; Gastropoda; Lepetellida; Haliotidae. Bases 197 to 583 code for a protein of 128 amino acids. The transcript has 2 exons.
UUAGCGCCCUGCCCUUUUCAUUUAGCGCUGUGCCCUUUUGAAUCACCGCAUUAUCUGCCCUUUGAAAAAUCCAAUAUUUUCCGGAUUUUAACAAAGGCAGGAGUUAGCUCCCUUCCCGGAUGUUUUUGUUGUGCAAUAAAACUACCUAUUUAAGUCAUGGCGAUUUCGGCUUUGUUCGUUUUCAUUCUGAUUCACAAUGCCAACCAAAGAAAGAACAAAGAGGAAAAGAGAAGAAGCUGUGAAGGCUGAAGCAAGGAAGUGUCGUCGACUCGUGGAUUUCUUCGCGCCAAACAGACCCGAUGUAGAAGAUUCAGAACUUGUUUGCUAUGACAUUGACAAGUGGUUGUCAUCCAGUGGCCCAGCUCCUCAAACAACUCAGAAGAAGAAAGAUGCAGGUCACAAGCUUGUCUUCGAUACCAAGUGGAAACAAGGUCGCCCCUGGCUAAAAUACGUUGAGGAUGCAAACGAGGAGGGUGAAACAAGCUCCAUGAUGUUUUGUUCUCUUUGCACCAAGUGGAAUAUGAAAGGACGAAAUGGAUCCAUGGUUUGGACACAAGGUGGAUGUCACAUUUUCAUAUAUUGACAUACUGUUCAAAUUUUGCAGAUUACAGAACUGGCAGAACACUUUGGCCUGGAUGUUGAUAAAACACAGCUUGAGUGGAGUCAGGUCAAGGAACUCUUUGCUGAGGAAGUUGACACCUGUUCACCAUCCAAUAUCCUGAAGACUCUGACAAGCCUCAAGCCCCAACUGGGAGACCUCUACCCAAACAUUGUGAAGCUCCUGAGUAUCCAUGCUACUGUGAUCCUUUCAACAUCAGAGGUUGAGAGAGUCUUCUCCAGGGCGAAACUCAUUGUAACAGACCAUAGGAACAGGCUGAAAGUAAAUAACUGCACCAAGCUACUUAUGGUCAGCAUGAAUGCUAAGUCUUCUACUGACAUUGACUUGAGGAAGUGUGUGGCCAAGUUCUUGGCACGAAAGAAGAGGAGAAUAUGAACGAAUAAUUUUAUGAACUUGCAUCAAAGCAUGCCAAACAGACCCAAAUUAUGUCAUCCACAGUAAAUUAUUGAACCCUUAAUUGUUGUGCCUUUUUUUGUUUGCUGAAUGCCCUUUUGAAUUUUAAAGUGCCUUUUUUUCUCUGAGUCU